CGCGCGCGGGUGCUCGGGGCGGGGCCUUGCUGACCAACAGGCAACAGCGAUGCCGCACCUACCCGCUCCAACUCCACUCCACCCACAACAGCCACACCCGCAUUAAGCCCUGCGUAGAAAUAGAAAAAAAAACCUAAAAAAAGCAGCCACGCCCACUGGCCGCGGCGCCGCGCCCCCCUCCCAGUCCCAGCUCGUCGUCUAUAUAAACGGGAACCACCCGGUUGCCACUUUGCGUAGCGAGUUCUGGGCGCAGAGAAUCCCCAGGCGAACAAACAGGGUAGUGGAGAGGAGAGGAGAGGAAGGUUGGGUUCGGACGGAGAGAGCCAGAGGCCAUGGCUCCGAUGAAGCUGUACGGGGCGGUGAUGUCGUGGAACGUGACGCGGUGCGCGACGGCGCUGGAGGAGGCCGGCUCCGACUACGAGAUCGUGCCCAUCAACUUCGCCACCGCCGAGCACAAGAGCCCCGAGCACCUCGCCCGCAACCCGUUUGGUCAGGUUCCAGCUUUGCAAGAUGGUGACUUGUACCUCUUCGAAUCACGUGCAAUCUGCAAGUAUGCUGCUCGCAAAAACAAACCAGAGCUGUUGAGGGUAGGAAACCUUGAGGAGUCAGCAAUGGUGGAUGUUUGGAUGGAGGUGGAGGCAAACCAGUACACCUCUGUAUUGAAUCCCAUCCUCUUCCAGGUUCUCAUCAGUCCGAUGCUUGGAGGAACCACCGACCAGAAAGUUGUGGAUGAGAACCUUGAGAAGCUGAAGAAGGUGCUAGAGGUGUACGAGGCACGUCUGACCAAGUGCAAGUAUCUUGCUGGAGACUUCCUGAGCCUUGCUGACCUUAACCAUGUAUCUGCCACUCUCUGCCUGUUUGCUACGCCCUACGCAUCUGUGUUCGACGCUUACCCGCAUGUGAAGGCCUGGUGGUCUAGCCUGAUGGAGAGGCCAUCUGUCCAGAAGGUCGCUGCCAUGAUGAAGCCAUCAGCUUGAAGCGGGCUGCCCUAUCAAUCGGUGAAUGGAAUAAGCCAAGUUUGUUCUGGGCAUUUGCUUGUUCAGUGAUGUGUCUUCGAUGUUGAAAGUUCAGUGCUUAUGUGUGAGCAUGCUUGUAAUCAGGUCUUGAAUUGUUCUGAAACGAGCAUUCCCGUGCUCGUUUUGAGAAUAAACUUUGCGUUAGGUUCCUCUGGAUCUUGAUGAGUUCUCAUUUGAUGGUUGCUGCUGCAGUGUUCAGGCUGGAUGUUAUCAUUGCAAA
Molecule: messenger RNA, 1236 nt
Organism: Sorghum bicolor (sorghum)
Lineage: Eukaryota; Viridiplantae; Streptophyta; Magnoliopsida; Poales; Poaceae
Product: glutathione S-transferase 1
Exons: 3
Coding region: 333-977 (214 amino acids)
Cellular component (GO): cytoplasm
Molecular function (GO): glutathione binding; glutathione transferase activity
Source: RefSeq, a predicted model, not a curated record